AUGUCUACUCCUUCAGAGCCUACGAGGAAGAAAUCGGAACCUUCUAUCCCAGAGGAUGACUCUGCCAGCCAAUUCUUAUCCACGACGUCGACAACAGAUUCUACGGACGCCAACAGCUACAUGGAGCCUCUUACACCUGGCUACCUUUCUUCUGCGCCUGGAAGUCCUCCCCUACUCUCGAGGAACAACUCGUCUUACUUCUCUAGAGACGACAUGAUAGACGAGACCCCUCCUGACAGGCUCACCAUUUUCGACGUCUUUGACAAUCUCGCCCUACCUAAUAGACUCGAAAAGUGGCAGUUGGCCCUCAGUGCUCAGAAAGAUCGACUAGCAAAGCAGCAGCAGAAGAUAAGAUCGCAAGGAACGAGUGCGCGCGACAAGGCGGUAGCAGAAUGGCGCAAGAGAGUACCUACUGCCGACGAACGGUUGGCAAAAUAUCGAAGGCGCAUGAAAACAUCUCUGGACAACGUCAACAAGCGCUGGACCGAGACCGUCACAAUCACCACUCGCGAGAAGAUCUCCUUCAUGUCCGCUGUCUUCAAUAUCUUUAUCAGUGGCUACUUGAUUGGUGUUAUGCCUCAGCGCUUCUACUGGUGGUUCACUAUACAAUUUGCCUACUUUAUGCCUAUCCGCUUCUACACCUAUCACCGCAAAGGCUACCACUAUUUCUUAGCCGACCUGUGCUAUUUCGUCAAUGCUCUGUGCCUUCUGACCAUAUGGGCAUUUCCUAGGUCGAAACGCUUGUUCAUCAGCACUUACUGCCUCACCUAUGGCAACAACGCAGUCGCUAUUGUCAUGUGGCGAAACAGCUUGGUCUUUCACAGUUUUGACAAGGUCACAUCUCUCUUCAUUCACCUCAUGCCGCCUGUUGUCUUGCAUUGUCUGGUUCACCUGACACCGCCGGAUCUCCUCCACGAUCGGUUCCCAGCGAUCUUUAACAUCAAAUAUUCUCCACCAGGCUCCCCCGAGCACUAUUCGCUAUUGGCCAUGCUCACCUGGGCUACCCUUCCCUACGCUCUGUGGCAAUUGUCAUAUCACUUCUUGAUCACUGUUAGGCGCAGAGACCAAAUCGCUGCUGGUCGUCCAACCUCCUUCACAUGGCUUCGUAAAUCAUACGCGAAAACCUGGAUUGGCAAAAUCGUCCUUGCGCUGCCCGAUGCGCUCCAGGAACCAGCCUUCAUGUUCAUUCAGUAUUCAUACGCCUGUCUCACCAUCAUUCCUUGCCCGAUAUGGUUCUGGUAUCGUUGGGCAAGUGCCGGCUUCCUCCUUUUUGUCUUUGGCUGGAGCGUCUGGAACGGCGCCAACUACUACAUGGAUGUUUUUGGAAAGAAAUUUCAGAAAGAGCUUGAGCAGAUGAAGAAAGAAAUGGCACGCAUGCAGAACUCACCAGGCAUGACGCCCGCUGCUGAUCCUAUUGUCGACAAAGAAGGCGAGAAGGACGUUGACAAGAUCCCUAUGCUGGACGAAGAAAAGAAGAAAAAGGAAGGUAUCAUCAAGGAUGAGAAGAAUGGACCGCCAGCCGAUGAUCACCCGGCAGACACAGCAGGUGCAAUAAUGGAGAGUGUCGAAAAAUUGCUGGAUUCCACAUAA
Molecule: messenger RNA, 1590 nt
Organism: Lithohypha guttulata
Lineage: Eukaryota; Fungi; Ascomycota; Eurotiomycetes; Chaetothyriales; Trichomeriaceae
Exons: 1
Coding region: 1-1590 (529 amino acids)
Biological process (GO): phosphatidylcholine biosynthetic process
Source: RefSeq, a predicted model, not a curated record